AUGUUCCGCAAGAGCACUCUUCUCUGCAUCGCCCUCGCCCUCCUCUUCGUCGUCUCCGCCAUCGCCGAUGAAAGCGGCAAUGGAACUGAAAGUGCCCAAAAGCCCGAUGCCAUCGUCGUCCCCUCGACUCCUGCUCCUGUACCGACUGAGGCACCGGCCACUGAUGCUUCUGCUCCGGAAAGCACGACGAAAGGCGCCGCCAUGAACUACGCUAUCGGUGAGUCACGGUGUAUUGAAAGUGAUACCGGAAAUUUCGCUUUGAAAAGCUUCAAAGUUAACUUUCAAAUUUUGCAGGAUCGGUGCUCGUGAUGCUCGUGCGUGCCGCCUUCUAA
This is a messenger RNA of Caenorhabditis sp. 36 PRJEB53466, 332 nucleotides long. Lineage: Eukaryota; Metazoa; Nematoda; Chromadorea; Rhabditida; Rhabditidae. The record is from the annotation of a GenBank genome assembly.